AUGACGCGAUGGUACGAUGGUGAAACACGAUGGUACGAUGAUGAAUACGCGAUGCAGCAAACCAGUAGUAGCAGUAACAGGAGAAACAAUAGCAAAAGCAGUCACAGUAUAAGCAGUAACAGUAGUAGCAGUAACAGUAUUAGCAAUAACGGUAGUAGCAGUAACAAAAACAGUAGUAGCAGUAGUAGCAGAAACAGUUGUAGCAGUAGCAGUAACAGUAGAAGCAAUAGAAGCAAAAGCAGUAACAGUAGUAGCAGUAACAGUAGUAGCAAUAGCAGUAGUAGCACUAAAAGUAGUAGCAGUUACAGCUGUCACAGUAGUAGCAGUAAAGUAGUAGCAGUAACAGUAGUAGCAGUAACAGUAACAGUAGAAACAGAAGCAGUAGUAUCAGUAACAGUAGUAGCAGUAGAAGCAGUAACAGCACUAGCAGUAAAGGAAAGUAACAGUAGAAGCAGUAGCAGUAGUACCAGUAGCAGUAGCAGUAACAGAAGAGCAAGUAGUAGUAGUAGUAGCAGUCACAGUAGAAGCAGUAACAGUAACAGUAGUAGCAGCAGCAAUAGUAGUAACAGUAAUAGUAGAAGCAGUAACAGUAACAGUAACAGUAGUAGCAAUAAAAUUAAAAGCAGAAGCAGUAACAGUAGAAGCAGCAGUAGCAGCAGUAGUAGCAAUAACAGAAGUAGCAGUAACAAAAACAAUAGCAGCAGCAGUACUAGUAGCUGCAGUAUCAGGAGAAACAGUAGCAGUUGUACCAGUAGCAGAAGCAGUCACAGUAGUAGCAGUAACAGUAGAAGCAGUAACUGUAUUAGCAGUAACAGUAGAAGCAGUAGCAGUAACAGCAGUAGCAGUAACAUUAGAAGCAGAAGCAGUCACAGUAGUAGCAGUAGCAGUAACAGCAGUAGCAGUAGCAGUAACAUUAGAAGCAGAAGCAGUCACAUUAGUAGCAGUAGCAGUAACAGCAGUAGCAGUAGUACAGUAGUAGUAACAGAAGAAGCAGUAGCAGUAACAGAAGUAGCAGUAGCAGUAACAGAAGUAGCAGUAGCUGUACCAGUAGUAGCAGUAGCAGCAGUAGCAAUAGCAGUAGUAGCAGUAACAGUAGUAGCAAUAACAGUAGUAGCAGUAACAGUAGUAGCAGUAGGAGUAUCAGAAGUAGCAGUAACAGUAGUAGUAACAGAAGUAGCAGUUACAGUAGUAGCAGUAGCAGAAACAGUAGUAGCAGUAGCAGCAGUAGUUACAGUAUUAGCAGUAGCAGUAACAGUAGUAGCAGUAACAGUAACAGUAACAGUAGUAGCAAUAAAAUUAAAAGCAGAAGCAGUAACAGUAGAAGCAGUAGCAGUAACAGUAGAAGCAGUAACAAUAGUAGCAGUCGCAGAAGUAGCAGUAACAGUAGUAGCAGUAACAGUAGAAGCAGCAGUAGCAGUAACAGUAGAAGCAGCAGUAGCAGUUACAGUAGUAGCAGUAGCAGUAACAGUAGUAGCAGUAGCAGUCACAGUAGUAGCAGUAACAGUAGUAGCUGUAAAAGUAGUGGAAGUGGCAGUAACAGUGGUAGCAGCAGUAGCAGUGGCA
This is a messenger RNA of Ruditapes philippinarum (Manila clam), 1563 nucleotides long. RefSeq lists its product as uncharacterized. The transcript has 3 exons. Lineage: Eukaryota; Metazoa; Mollusca; Bivalvia; Venerida; Veneridae. The annotation marks the transcript as partial. The record is from RefSeq and is a predicted model, not a curated record.